Molecule: messenger RNA, 1734 nt
Organism: Guillardia theta CCMP2712
Lineage: Eukaryota; Cryptophyceae; Pyrenomonadales; Geminigeraceae
Exons: 16
Coding region: 1-1734 (577 amino acids)
Cellular component (GO): oxoglutarate dehydrogenase complex; mitochondrion
Molecular function (GO): flavin adenine dinucleotide binding; dihydrolipoyl dehydrogenase (NADH) activity
Source: RefSeq, a predicted model, not a curated record
AUGGAAGCAUCGAGGCCCCUCGCCGCUCAUCUUUCCUCUCCUUCCAGCCUGUCCAAGCUUCAGCAUGCGCUCCAGAGAUCGAGGGUUUGUUGGUUGCGUCCAGCGGGUCUCCGCUUCAUGUCCAGCGGCCAAGGAGAAGCUGACAAGAAGAGGCUACACUACGACCUCUGCGUGAUCGGAGCUGGUCCAGGCGGAUGGGCCGGGGCUGUGAGAGGAUGGGACUUAGGAAAGAAGACGUGCGUGAUAGAGAGCAGGGGAGGGCUGGGAGGUGUGGCAGUCUGGGGAGGAGCGAUUGGUGGCAAGGUCAUGCUGGAGGUGGGGAAGGGACUUCGACGGGCUCGUCCGCACCUCAAGGGGGAAGCAGCAGCGACAGCAGACGGAGGAGUUUGGGCGGAAGUGAGGAGGAGGACGCGGCUUGCGAUGUUGGAGCGAGCUACUCAGCUGGACCAGCAGCUGAUCUCGCUGGGGCAGACGAGGAGGUUCAACCGCCCGACCCUGAAGAGAGCAGAGAAGAGCGGGACGAUCCAGAAGUGGAAGGGAGACGCUCGUUUCCUCUCUCCUAACGAAGUGUCUGUUGGGGAGAACCUGGUCAUAGAGGCGAAUCACUUCCUGGUUGCAACUGGCAGCAUCCCCAUUCCGCUCCCCAAGUUUCCUGCUGAUGGAGAGUACAUUGUGACUACCCAGCAGCUGCUCAAGUCGGCUGAGACUAUCCCUCAGAGUGUGAUCAUUCUAGGAGGAACAGUGUUGGGCUGCGAGACAGCGACGCUUCUUGCUUCUCUUGGGACUCCCAAGAUCCAUGUCAUCAACAGCGAAGCCGCUCUCUUCCCCGACGACGAUGCGGACAUCGCGGCCUUUGCCAUGGACUCGUUAGAGAGGGAUGGAGUUCACGUGCAUCAUCAGUCCUACCUGGAAUUCGCCAAGAUCCACCCAGAGGAGAAGCUGAUAGAGUGCAGGAUUGUACACACCCGAUGGAGUCAGAACGUUGAGGCUGGCGGGCAUGCUGUUCCGCACAGGCACCACCAACCUCACAAGCAUAGGGGAUCAAGGAGUGCUGAGCAUGUCUACUUUGCUGGAGACAUUCUCGGGAAGCUCGGGCUGUCUGCAGUAGCAGAGAUGCAGGGACGAUACGCGGUGGAACACAUGUUCUCGCAGCAGUAUGCGGUGAAACCUUCCUAUGAUGGUCUCUGCACGGUCAUGCACAUCAACCCCGAGGUUGCCUUCGUUGGCAUGUGCGAGGAGGAGGCGAGGAGGCGCGACUUGCCGCACAUCGUCGCCAAGAUCGUGUUGGAGAACUGUGCGAGUGGGCUAAUCAAGAAAUAUUCCACCUUCCUCCCCAGCGUCGAGUAUGGAGAGAAGGUCGAGGAUCCUUUCGAAGUCCCCGAAUCCUCCCUGGGGUUUGUCAAGAUUGUCGUGCUCAACGAUGAGUCGCAGAGGCUCCUUGGUGUGCGAUGCGCCGGAGAGGGAGCGAGGAGCGUCAUCCAGGCUGCUGCUAUUCUCAUAGAGAGCCGCCAGCACGUCCGCGCUCUAGCGCGAUCCUCCCACCCCUUCCCCUCCAUACUGGAGGCCUUGCAGGAGUGCGUCCGGAUGGUCCUGGGGACAAGCAUCCACAAGCAUCACUUGAUACCGGACAACACGACCUACAUUCGGACAUAUGUCCCUUCAGGGAAAAUGUUCUACGAGGGCUCCGAGGACGAGCAUGUCGACCGACCGACGGUUCCGACUUAUCUCCGAUGA